GAGGGCUUUUGCAUCCGCUCUGAGACUCGGGACUCCUGUGCAUGCGCUUUACUGGAGAGAGUCAUCCCUCCAGUCCCGUUUCCUUGCAUGUUAAAAAACCUCCGUGCCAGCCACUCGCGCCUCUAACCCUGUAAUCCCGGCACUCAGGAGGCAGAGGAAGGUGGAUCACUGUGAGUUCGAGGCCAGCCUGGUCUACAAAGUGACAGGACAGCCAAGGGCACACAGAGGAACCCUGCCUUGAAAAACGAAAUGAAAAAAACCUCCAUGCAUGGUGGAGGUGCCAUGUCGGAAAGGAACGGAGAAACCCGAUAAAGAUGUUGUAUCAGAGAACAUUCUACUUCCACUUUGAGAACCUCCUCUACGCCAACGGCCGAAAGAAUACUUUCUUGUGCUACGAAGUGAACAGAGUAGAAUACAGUUUGCUUGUCCCCGUUUGCCAGGGGAUCUUUACAAAAGAGGGCAACCUCCAUGCUGAACUGUGCUUCCUUUACUGGUUCCACAACCAGUUCCUGGAAGAGUCCCCCGGCGACGAGUACAGGAUCACGUGGUACCUGUCCUGGAGCCCCUGCUGGGACUGCGCGGAGCAGGUAGCCGGGUUCCUGGCCACACACCGCAACCUGCGCCUGGCCAUCCUCAGCGCCCGUCUGUACUACUUCUGGGACCCACAUUACCAGGAGAAGCUUCGCAGGCUGACUCAGGAAGGAGCCUGGAUGGGCGCCAUGGACUACCCAGAAUUUAAAAAGUGUUGGGACAAGUUUGUGUACAAUGGUGGCCAGCCAUUCAGGCCUUGGAAGAGACUGAAAAGAAAUUUUAGUUUCCAGGAUUCCAAGCUUCAGGAGAUUCUCAGUAGCCCAGGGAGCCUGCUACAGGAAGAAGUGUUUCGAGUGCAGUUCAAUAACAGUCAGAGGGCCGUGCCAAUCCAGCCGGGCCACUACUGCCGCAGGAAGACCUACCUGUGCUACCAGCUGGAGCAGCCCGGUGCCCAGGAGCCACUCAGAGGCUGCCUGAAAAACAAGAAAGGCAGACAUGCAGAAAUCUGCCUCAUUGAUGAGAUGCGUUCCCUGGGGCUGGGCAAAGCACAGAUUACCUGCUACCUCACGUGGAGUCCCUGCAGGAAGUGUGCCCAGGAACUGGCUACAUUCAAAAAGGAUCACCCAGACCUGGUUCUGCGUGUCUACGCCUCCCGCCUGUACUUCCACUGGAGCAGGAAGUACCAGCAAGGGCUGUGCUUCCUGUGGCUCUCAGGGAUCCAGAUGGACGUCAUGGACCUCCCGCAGUUUACUGACUGUUGGACAAACUUCGUGAACCCUCAAAGACCGUUCAAGCCGUGGCAUGGACUGGAAAAAAACAGCCGGAGCAUAAAAAGGAGGCUCAGGAGGAUCAAGGAGUCCUGGAAUCUGCAAGAUUUGAUAAAUGAUUUUGAAAAACUACAGCUUGGACCCCUGUCGCCCUGAAUGGCAAGAAGAGAUUCAAGACAGUCUCUAGACAGCCUUUGGGUUCUACCCCAAUCCCAAGUCUAGAAGAUCUUGCUCUCCUGUUUUAAUUUUCCCUUUUGGUUUUUUGUUGUUUUGUUUUGUUUUUGAGGACAGGGUCUCACUAUGUAGCCUGCUUCUCUGGAACUCACUAUUGGAACAGGCUGGCCUUAAACUCAAAGAUCCACUUGCCUCUGCCCUCUAGUGCUAGAAAUAAAGCGUGCUCCACUGUU
Messenger RNA from Meriones unguiculatus (Mongolian gerbil), 1705 nucleotides. RefSeq names its product DNA dC->dU-editing enzyme APOBEC-3-like. Gene Ontology annotation, biological process: defense response to virus; negative regulation of single stranded viral RNA replication via double stranded DNA intermediate; cytidine to uridine editing. The record is from RefSeq and is a predicted model, not a curated record. Gene Ontology annotation, cellular component: cytoplasm; nucleus; P-body. Gene Ontology annotation, molecular function: cytidine deaminase activity; RNA binding; zinc ion binding. The transcript is spliced from 8 exons. The coding region runs from base 315 to 1454 and encodes 379 amino acids. NCBI's taxonomy places the organism in Eukaryota, Metazoa, Chordata, Mammalia, Rodentia, Muridae.